This is a messenger RNA of Ostertagia ostertagi, 693 nucleotides long. NCBI's taxonomy places the organism in Eukaryota, Metazoa, Nematoda, Chromadorea, Rhabditida, Trichostrongylidae. The record is from the annotation of a GenBank genome assembly.
AUGUCGCUUGUCCGAUGCAGUAAUGUAAUUCACCCCAUAGAUCGUGCUGAAAUGCCAGUCUCGGAAAUUCACAAAGAAAUACAAUCAUUGGAUCAGUCUGUCAGCUAUCGCAGUGCUCGACGGUUUCUGCAGGAACAUUACUCGUCCAUGCUCCUGCCCAAAAGGCAAAGUUUUCGUGCACUUCCUACUAUCAGGUGCAUCAUCGACGAUAGCUAUCCGACUGACUCCUCUGUUACAGUGUCACACAUUUUGAAACGCCUCAAAGAGCGCAACAUUUCAAUUAGUGCUUCGCAGACUGGACAGCAAGAAAUUUUGCGAAAUUCUCAAACGCAGCUAUGUGCCGUUAGCACCAAUAUUUUCAAUGUUUAUGGAGUACCAGUGCAAGACAACGCACCCGCACACAAAUUUCUGCAUACGACUGCGCGAAUGAAGGAAAUGAAAAUUAGGCUGAUGGAGUGGCCUCCGAUAUCUCCGGAUAUAAACCCAAUUGAGCUUGUUUGGGAAAGCAUGAAAAGUCGUUCGUCAGGUGCCAUUAGUUCGGUGAAAUUCCAGCAAAACUCACGCAAUAGAAGAGUUACGCGAAGCAACAGCUCAGUUCUGGAGCACACUCACUCCAGAAAUGUGCAGGAUUUGUAUCAGGAUACGAAAAAAACUUCACCGCAUGGUCAAGAGGGAAGGCAAGAACAUUUAUGA